CGCCGCGGAGUGCACCUACAGGGAAUGGGAAAGUGCUUCAGCAACAGGUGCUGGAGAAGACUGAACGGAGGAAGUGGCUGCUUGCUUGCGCUGAACCGCUCCUCCCCCGGGGGAAAAAAGGUUCGAGGCUCACUUCCUCGGCUGCGGAAAAACAGAAGAAAACUCGUGGAAUUAGGAGUUGGGGAAGGGCGGACUGAGGUUUUACCUCCUAGAGGCUCCAGGGAGUGGGAGGAGACGCCAUGGCCUGGAUCUGGCAGUGGCAAUUCCAAGCGCUCUUUAUCGGCCUCACCUCGACAGGUUGUUUCUCUGUUCUUGUGACAGUGCCAGAUACUGAGCGAUACACAACUUUAUUUGCUUCUGUGACCCUCCGAUGUGACUAUAGUACUUCAGCACCACUGCAGGAUGUAGUUGUUACCUGGCGCUAUAAAUCUUUUUGCAAAGAUCCCAUUCUUGAUUACUAUACUGUGGCCUAUCAGGCAUACCAAGAUCUUGGCCAGGAUCCUUCCAAUGACUGCAAUGACAACCAACGGGAAGUGCGCAUUGUUGCUCAAAAAAGAGGUCAGAAUGAACCAGUGUUGGGUGUGGAUUACAGGCAGCGAAAGAUCACAAUUCAGAAUAGAGCAGAUCUUGUAAUUAAUGAAGUUAUGUGGUGGGACCACGGAGUCUAUUAUUGUACUGUUGAAGCUCCUGGAGACACAACUGGUGAUCCAGACAAAGAAAUCAAGCUCAUUGUUUUGAAUUGGUUGACAGUAAUCUUCAUCCUUCUGGGUGCCCUCCUCCUCUUCAUGCUAAUUGGAAUAUGCUGGUGUCAGUGCUGCCCUCAGUAUUGCUGCUGCCAUGUGCGCUGUGCCUGCUGCCCAACUCGUUGCUGCUGCAAUGAAAAAGUCAUGGAACGGCACCACUUCGUGAAACAAGCUCAACAACUUCUUCCAUGGAUGACACACCACUCUCAGUCAUCUUCAUACCAAUUAAACCCACUUUUGCAGAGAGACGUAUCUCUCCAAAGCAGCCAACCAUUAAUGCCCCCACUUGCCCAAAUGCCUUCUAGCAACAAGAUCUUGGACCAUCUUGAAUCUGAGAUCAGGAACCUUAAUCUUUCUCAGCCUAUGCUACCUUCACAUCCUGUUGGAAGCAGUCAGCAUCCCAGCAUUCUCUCUUCUUUGGGUUCAGAGAUUGUGGAACGCAGAGUAAUCCAAUUGCCUCCUAUUGUUGAGCAUAUCUCAUCCUCUCAGAGAUCUAGCAGGUCAUCACAACCAGGGAGGACUAGACAUACUUCAAGACCUCGGAACAGCACAAAUGAAAACCAGAGGGAGGAGAGAAGAUGGAGGCAUCGUUCAUCUUGGGAUGAUGACUCUCCUUCCAGCUAUGAUCAGGAACUAUGGGACAGGCAUAGAAAUCACAGAACUGAAUCACAAAGAUAUGGCAGCCAUCAUGAUAGAUACCGGAGUUCUACAACAGAUGUAAUACCCACCUCACGUGGCAGAAAUAGUUUUGAUUCCCAUCUUGAGACCAGAAGAGGGUAUUCUGGACAGCACCACUCUGGGAGAAAAAAUCAACAUUCACAACGACGAACGUAUCAACGUGACAAGAACUUUGGUCAGCAGGAUCAUCGAAGACAUCGCAGUUAUUCUCCACCAUCCUCCUGGGAGUCAUGGAGUUCCUCUGAAGAACAGGAGAACUCUCGGAAAAACAAUAGGCGGCAUCAGCAGCAGCAUUCCCCAGACUGGCAAUAUGAAAAACCGCCUAGUUAUUGUUCCGUUGAAGUUACCCCAACCAAGAAGCAGAAACUCAGAAAGUCGGCAGAACAGUCGGAAAAAGGCAGUUCUCGCAGUGGGAUGAGUGUUGUCAUUUAGCCUCUUCACUCUUAUUACCGUAUAUAAUGAGAUUUCAGUGUCUGGCUGAACAGAUUUUCAUUCUGUCUUUUAAUAUUAUUCACUAAGUGCACCAGUCAUUAACAGGUUUAUUUCACCAUUACCAUCAGCCUGCACCUUCUUGUAUUAAAAGUUUUUAAUCAUUGUUGCACUUUGAAAAAUGCAGUAAGAUUUUUUACAAAACAAAUUAUUUUUACAAAACAAAUACUGAAACAUGAAUGAUUUCCUUACCUGGGUCUUGAGGUCUUACCUGGAUCUUAAUAUUCUUACUAAGGAUACAAAUCUGCAACAGUUCAUUAAUUGGUGGGGUAGUUUCUGUUACUCCAAAAGAUAACACUUUUAAUCCUGGAUAAUGAAUUACACAUACUGUGUAAUAAGAUUUCUAGAAAUGAGUCAGAAAACUUUCAGAUACUAGUGCAUAUAUCUAGUAUCCACAUUCUGCACAAAUCUUUUAGCUACAUUAUUUGAUGUCGAUAGAAAUGUAGCCUAAUUUGAUAGGUUUGAACAUUCAAAGAAAUUAAAAAGUUGAUAAGUGAAAAAAUAUUUUACUGUAAUGUUGGAAACAAUGUUGGGCAAUAGGCAAUAAAAAUAACACACCAUUGCUGUGUACUCCCAGUACAUCAAGGAAAGUGGCUAGAAGGAUGUAUCUUUUAAUGAAUGUUAAAACAUGUCCAGUCACAUCUAGACCAUAUCUUUCUAAGUCUGAGGCAGAUAUUCACAACUGCUCAAAAUAUUUUCAUCAUUAGGAAAUAAGGUACAAAGUGAAAUAUUGAUUGUUAUAACUGUUGGAGUGGUGCGGUUCAAUUUUUUUUAUUAAUCAUUUACAUGAGAAGUUGAGAAUUAUUAUCAAAUUUGCAAACGAUACAAAACUAAGUGGGAACUACUAAUAUGCUAAAAGAGAAAGCUCAGAAUGAUUUGUAUAGAUAAUGUAAAGCUAGAAGCCAGAAAGAUAUAAUAACAGAAUGAAACUAAAUGAUGGUAAAUGCAAAGUUACUCAUGAAACAAAUGCACAAACGUAAGAUAGGUGACACUGAGCUUGAUUGUAAUACUUGGGCAAAAGAUCAAGGAAUAGUUGAUUAAAAUCUAAUUAUGAAUCAGAAGUAUGAUUAGAUCGCAAAGUAGGCAGCUUGAUGUUAAACUUCAUCACGACAAGUAUAGUUUCCAAAUUAGGAAAUUUACUUAUUUGUUACAUUGCAUUGCUCAGACUCCACCUUGAUUACUGUCUUCAGUUUGGGCACUAUGUGUUACAAAAGAUUCAAAGAACCAGAGAAAGGCAGUGAGGAUGAUAAGAUGUCUGCAAACUAAGUCUUUACAAAGAGGGGUUGAGGAGUCUAGGUCCUAAACUAUCAUACCGGGACAGAGUACGUGACUUUGAUUAAUACCCUGCCUUCAGGUUCUUUGCAUCCACCAUACCUCCUCUGAUAUCACUACCUUUUCUAGAUUGAGCAGGAAAAUCAACAAAAGGUUUAUAUGUAAGUAUACUUGAAUGGUAGUAGAAUUGUUUAUGAAGUCAGGGCUCUUGCUAAAGCAGGAUUUCUGUUUGUGUGGAAGCCUCUAAUCACAGUAAAGUUUAUGAUAGGGAGGUCAAAUAUGGGUGAAUUAGAAAACAUAUGAAGCCCCAUCCUUUUGCAUUAAUUUAUCUUAAUUAUAGAUAUAGCUUCUCUAUGUAGAAAUUAUAAACAGAUAUACAGUAUUGUAACAUUGUUCACUGUGGAAACUGGCUUCAUUUGUCAAUUUAAACACAGCCAUAUUUCAAGGGGAGAGUAAAUAAACAUCAUCAUCAUCAUAAUAAUAAUAAUAUAAAAAGUUGGAAAUAUGGGGCCUAUUGUUGAGAUACUGUUUUGCAGGUGGAUUUUUAAUGGAUGGGAUAGAGCACAGGUGGGCAACCUGCGGCUCUGGAGCCGCAUGCGGCUCUUUGAGCCUUCCCCUGUGGCUCCCAGCCUCCUCCGCCAUUUGCAGAGAGAGACAGAGACAAAGAGAGGCAAUUGCGCUUCC
Crotalus tigris (Tiger rattlesnake) is the source of this 3866-nucleotide messenger RNA. It is a transcript of the gene ILDR1, whose product is annotated as immunoglobulin like domain containing receptor 1. Gene Ontology annotation, molecular function: high-density lipoprotein particle receptor activity. Lineage: Eukaryota; Metazoa; Chordata; Lepidosauria; Squamata; Viperidae. Gene Ontology annotation, cellular component: plasma membrane. The record is from RefSeq and is a predicted model, not a curated record. The coding region runs from base 240 to 1853 and encodes 537 amino acids. The transcript has 8 exons.